Molecule: messenger RNA, 1470 nt
Organism: Trichomonas vaginalis G3
Lineage: Eukaryota; Parabasalia; Trichomonadida; Trichomonadidae
Product: clathrin binding
Exons: 1
Coding region: 1-1470 (489 amino acids)
Biological process (GO): vesicle-mediated transport; intracellular protein transport
Cellular component (GO): membrane coat
Molecular function (GO): clathrin binding
Source: RefSeq, a predicted model, not a curated record
AUGGAAUCUCGACAAUCAGCAACAGAGAUUAUAGAUUAUGGUUUACGAUUGCUAUUACCUUAUGAACAAGACAAAGAGUUGGCAUUUAGACAUUUAGUUUCAUACGAAGCCAGAAAUUAUGAUUGUUCAAGCGUUUUUUCUAAUGUUUUGAACUAUAUACCUUUUUCUCACGAAGAUAAAAUAAGAGAUAGAAGGUUUGUCGGUAUUUUCUGUGAAAGAUAUCUUGAUGAUUUCUCUCAUUUAGAACCAAAUUUAAAGAAUCAUUUAAUUCAUGAAUAUGAGGAGGCAAAUCCUCAAUUACGAGCUAUUAUUACAAGACAAAUAGGAAGAUUAAUAACUGCAUCUACAGCUGACUCUUUAAUUCCAUUUGUUGUAAGAUCUUGCGAUUCUAAUGAUCCAUACGUUAGAAAAUCAGCUGCUUUGGCAAUACUUUCUAUAUAUUUGUUUAAGCCAUCAUAUUUGCAGAAAUAUAAACUUGAUAUCCAGCUUAAAAGACUUGUCGAAGAUAUGAAUCCAAAUGUUGCUGCAAAUGCAAUUUCUGCACUAAACGAAAUAAAUAGAACAAGUUCUUCACCAGUUUUCGAACCUUCGGAAAGUACAAUCAAUAAUUUACUUGCAGCAAUCGAUCAAUCUACAGAAUGGUCUCAAGUUGAGAUAUUAGAUUAUGUAGCCAAUUACAGACCAGAAAGCACUGAUGUUGCUCAUAAUAUUAUAUCAAGAGUUUCAACAAGGUUAAAUCAUUUGAAUUCUGCCGUUGUUCUUUCCGCCAUUCGCUGCUGCUUGCAGAUGAACAGCUUUAUUACAGAUCCAUCGAAAGUUCAUGAGACAUUGAUGAGAGUUGGACUUCCUUUAGUUUCAUUAUUGAAUAAUAUUCCUCAAAUUCAAUAUUCGGCUAUCAAGUCAAUAUACAUAUUGGCUCAGAAUUACAGAAAGCUCUUUUCUUCCGAAGUUGCCAUUUUCUUUUGCAAAUAUGAUGAUCCAGAGUAUGUAAAACUGGCAAAACUCGAUGUAAUUCUUGCGAUGUGCAACUCAGCAAAUGUUGGAAAAGUCCUUGCAGAACUCUAUGAAUAUGCACAGCAAGAAGAUAUUGAAUUUGUCAGAAAAUCAAUUUCAGCAAUAGGCCAAAUUGCAAUAGAAUUCGAAGUUGCCGCUCCUUCAUGUGUUGAUAAAAUCGUUGAGCUUGUCAAGAACAAGAAAGAUUAUGUAAUUCAAGAAUGCAUAAUUGUAGCAGCAGAUAUUUUCAGGAGAUAUCCAAACAAAUAUCUAGGAAUACUUGCUCCUAUAUGUGGAGCUCUUGAACACAGGAUUGAUAAUCACCGUGCUAAAGCUGCAAUGGCUUUUAUCAUUGGAGAGUUUUGCAGUAAAAUAGAAAAUGCUGGAGAUAUAUUAGAAGUAAACUUUGUUGAUGGAUUUCUUGAAGAUACAUAUGAUGUACAACUUGCUACUUUGACUGCUGUUACUAAAUUCUAG